GACACUCUCUCUAUGUCAAUAUAUACCUCUAUGGAUUUUUAGUGGUAAUUUAAAAAAAAAUUACACCUAUUUGUUUUGUUUAUAUCUACAUAGCAACCCACCAUUCUGUUAAAUUUUUAACAACAGUACUUUCUGCAAACAGAUAUGUCCGCCUCCUAUAAGAAACCAGUGACAACAGCCAGAAAGAAGUCUGGUCCUAAGUUUGAAGUAAGUGAUGAACAAAAAAAUGAUAUCAAAGAAGCUUUUGAUCUAUUUGACAAUGAAUCUACUGGUAAAAUAGAUGCCAAAGAUCUAAAAGUAGCCAUAAGGGCAUUAGGAUUUGAACCAAAAAAAGAAGAAAUCAAGAAAAUGAUUGCUGAUAUAGAUAAAGAUGGUACAGGAGAAAUAUCUUUUGAUGAUUUCUUGCAGUUAAUGUCUGUCAAAAUGGCAGAAAAGGAUUCAAAAGAGGAAAUUAUGAAAGCAUUUAGGUUAUUUGAUGAUGACGAAACAGGAAAAAUAAGUUUUAAAAACUUGAAACGUGUAGCAAAGGAACUUGGCGAAAAUUUGACUGAUGAAGAACUGCAAGAAAUGAUAGAUGAGGCAGAUAGAGAUGGAGAUGGUGAAAUAAAUCAGGAGGAAUUUCUCAGAAUAAUGAAAAAAACUAGUUUAUAUUGAAAAGGUGUACUUAAAAAUGUUAAUCUCAAUAAUAUAUGUUUUUGUUUUUAGUAUAAUGUAGGAUUAUCAGUAAUUUUGUAUUUUGUUUUUGAAUUUUUUAUGUCAACCACAUGGAAAAUGUAGGUAAUUAUCACCUUUAUCAUUUGAUAAAUAAGUAAUUUAUAAAAAAAUAUACAAAACUUACAAUAUAUUAAUACCAAAUGCACUAAAUUGGCCCAUUGAUCUCUUAGGUCAUUAUGAUUCUAAACAUGUAAUGGGAUGCAUUUUUGGUAAGCAGGUACAGUCGUUUGUUAUUUAUAGAAAAAGACAGCAAAUACAAAAUAAGUGAUUGAUGUGAUCGUUCAUGGGUAUAGGGCUUUUCAUCGAUUGUCAUUUGUUUCGAGCUUCUGUCAUGUGUCACAUAAUAUUAAUAUAUCUACGUCAUACGUCUUUGGUUCGUACCAUUGGUAUAUGCAAUAACGUACGACGUAGAUAUAUUAAUAUUAUGUGACACAUGACAGAAGCCCGAAACAAAUGACUGUGAAUGAAAAGCCCUAUUCUUUCAUUUUUCCGACUGUAUGUAAGUAUAUAUUGUUAUAAUAAAAGUUUAAAAUUCCGGAUUUCUCCUGUCAUAUGAACUUGUCAUUUUUGGUAUUUUUAUAAUAUAGUCAAACACAUUAGAUUGUAAUACAUCCAACUCCCACAGAAAUCUGGAAGCACGUUGCCACUAGCGCCUCUGUCGGCUUGAGUUGAACUACGUUUUGACAAUGUAAAAUUUGACGUAAACAUUCAAAUUUCAUCAUCAUAAGUGGCUCGACAAUCCGUUGUGGAUCUUGGCCUGCUCACAAAGAAGUCGCCACUCCUGCCGAUUCCUGGCAACUUCCCUCCCUUCAAAUUUAAUUUUAUUAAUUUUUGGAUAACGAGCUCAUUUUUCUAAAUUGUGUUUGUACUUUCACAAAAUUUAUUUGUUUCAUUUAGUUUAAAAUAAAUUAAAUUUAUUUUUUCAGUAAAUACAAUGAUAUUAACAGGAAAAAACAUUGUAUAAAAGAAGCAUAUAAAAACUUAUGACAUGAGGUUAGUCCAUUAAAUUUUUAGUAGUAUAACAUAACAUAAAAAAUAUAAAAUUCCUAAUCUUUUGGUAGUUUUAAUUUUAUUUGUUUUAAUUUUAUCUCACAGUAAUAGUUUUUGGCACUAAAAUGUUUCAUAAAAACCUGGUCGUCUAUUUUAUAUGGAUUAUAAUAAUUACACCAAUAAUUGGUAUCACGUAACUGGCAUCGCUCUAGAUUUAAAUCAUGUCUUUUUGUCUGAUUCUGCCAUAUCAUUAAGUUGAUUUAGUAAUAGGUAGCAGAUUUACAGAAUCCAUUUUUUUUUCAAAAUACAUAUAAUAAACAUUAAACACAAAGCAAAAAGUUAGGUUAAUAAUAUUAAUAUGGAUUAACUGACAGAGCUUCAGUCGGGUCGCCCACGUUUUCUCAACUGUCAUCAAUACGACUAACUUCACGCGUAACUUUGAUACGAGAAUUAUAAAAAAAAUAUGCAUUGAAAUCCAGAUCCUGUAAUUUUUUGAGCAUUAAGUGUGUACAAAGAUAUACAUAAUUCUUUUUUUGUACUUACAUCUUCAAUUUACCGUGCACUUCUCGUAGACUCUCCCGAUAAGGUAGAGUCAUGUUGAGAAAAAGCAGCGUGCCCUCUUCGGGUCAUUCAUAGUUUUUGGUUAACAACGCAGACCACUAGAUGGCGCUAUUUUGUUUGCUUCCGCAAAAUUAAUGGGAAAUGUCAAGAGUUGUAUGUGUUACAGUCUAAUGUAUUUGAUAUAGUUUUGUUUUAAAAAUUGAUGUAUUUUAGUAUUUUUUUUAAUAUAUUUUGUUGUUGUUUAUAAUUUUCAUACCAUUGUUUAUCCUAUAUUGAAUUAUUAUUGCAUACCAUAUGCACUUUUUUAGACUUUUUGAGUGUUUCUAGCAACAUUUUUUGAGUCUUUAUCAACUGACUAAAAGUUUUCCACUACAAGACAAAGUUGCUAAAACCCACACAAAAAACUUUUUACCUUAUAUAGAAUGUUUCAUUAAUACAUAAUUGUAAAAAAUUUAACUGGAGAUUCCUGGGCACAAAAUAUUAAGAUUAACCCGAAUCACUUAAAUAAAAUGUGGCUCCUGACUAAGUUACAGGAUAUUUUAUUUAAAAAUUUAAAAACUAUUUGUACCCAGUACUUUAAAAUUAAGGCUGUAUGACACUAUGCAUUUUCUUGUAGCAUUUCUAAUAUCGUUUCUGAUAUUAGAAAUUUGUAUACAUUUUCUUGUAUUGUUUCUUGUACGUACAUUUGUGCCCUGUGUGACACUAUGCAAGUUCUUGUAUCGAAAACUGUAUGUACAGUUGAGUCCGCGAAUCUUUACCCGUGCGUCAUCAUUUAAAGCAUACGAAAUAAGUCGAUGAUAAGACGGAAAUUGAAAUUUACUAUACGCAACAGCAAAUGACAGUAAGUGACUUGCUGUUGCGUUUAGUAAAUUUCAAUUUCCGACUUAUCAUCGAGUUAUUUCGUAUGCUUUAAAUGAUGACGCGCGGGUAAAGAUUCACGGACUCAACUGUAAUUCGGCACGUGAUUGGUCGAAAUUUUGUUUGUUACCCUGUGUCACGUUAAAUUGGUAUGGUAGUACUGCGUCUACAGCUAAUUUUAAGGGAUUUAUAAACUUUUAAAAACUUAGAAAUUUAACAUUUUAAUGUUAACCAGAAUUUUUACGUUGACUGAGGUUGAUUAUUUGUGUCUUUAUUUUGUUUUGAUAUUUGCGCUAAAAUAUUUGCAUUAUAAUUAUCUUCAGUUUGAUCCAAAUUAGGAACUAUUGUAUUUUCCUCUAUUAAAAAAUUAUGCAACAUGAGAGCCAAACCAAAGUUAUAGUUUGGACUUUACUAGGAGCUAAAUAUAUGGUUAUUAGUAGAACAGUAGUUCAUAUAUAUUAUCAAUAAAAUAUUUAUACCUACAAAAACACAAAUAAAUUCAUCAAGACAUAAAUCAUAUGAUCCCAUUUUCAGCCGCCAUUAUGACAUUUUGAUGUUUUACCAGCAGGUUUUACGUUUUCGCUCUUUGCGCAGAAAUUGACGCAGUUCUUGUACAAGAAUCUGUGUCUGACACAAAUUCUUGUAUCGUUUCUUGUAUCUGUGUAUGACACUAUGCAUUUUUUUGACAUAUCAGAAACGAUAUCAGAAAUGAUACAAGAAAAUGCAUAGUGUCAUACAGCCUUUAUUUGUCAUAUCCUUGUCAUACUUAACAGAAAGUGUUUGUACUGUACACCCUACUAAGUUAUGUUAAAUAAAUGUUUUUGGCUACUACCACAGGUGUACGAUAGGGGAAAGUGAAUGGUUGACCCAUCUCAAAUUCUUAGCUACUGGCGGAAUUGCUAUUUUAGUGUAAUUUUUAGAUUAUCUAAUAUAACCUAGAAAUAUACUCUUCAUUCGUAACCAUAAAGUCAUUAUUUUUCGAGAUAUUUGAAGUUAAAAAUGAAGCGGCACAGAUAUUUUGAUAAUACUUUAGGAAGGCCGGUCUUUUUGAUUCAUAGAAAGGCCUGCAUUUAUAGAGCUUUUCAUCGAUUGCCAUUUGUUUCGAGCUUCUGUCAUAUGUUAUAUAAUCUGUGUAUAAAUUAAUAUACACGGAUUAUACGACAUAUGACAGAAGCUCGAAACAAAUGACUGUGAAUGAAAAGCCCUAUUAUGCAAAUUAAAUUUUAAUCGCUUUUAACAAAAAAAAAACAGUUAUUUAUUGGAAUUUCUUGAAACGAAUAGAUAUUCUUUUUCUCAUAGACAUCUUUCAGUGCGUCACAGUUUUUCGAUUUCUUUCUAACGCAUUAAAUUGUAUGUGACAGAAAAAAAGGCACGUCUGUGAUUACAGACAUUUAUAACAUUUAUUCUAGUUGUCGAUAGAUAGCGCUAUAAUCGAAAAAAAAUUAUUUACGAAUUAUAUAAUAUAUCUACGAAUAUAAUCUGUACAAUUUAUAAGACAAUACAAAUCAAAGAAAAUACCAUUUUAUAAAUGCAAUAAACACAAUUGAUUUGUUUUUAUGCCAAAUUGCAAAUAAAAUGUGACACGCUGUCAGAUUUAACUAAAAUGUCAUGUUAGAAUAAAUGUUAUAAAUGUAUAUUAUCACGAACUUACCUCUUUUUCUAUCAUUUGUGACGCACUGAAAAAUGCUCAUGAAAAGAAGCAUACAUUCAACAUUUAAAAAGAAAUUGUGCUGCUAUGUUAUAAUCUAAAUAAAAAACAAUUUUAAUAAUACGAAAAUAUAAAAAAAAACACAUUUUAACUAAACCAUUUAUAACAGAUGUUCAAUGUGACGCCUAUUUACCUCAAUACGCUUAUCAAUUCUUUCUGUGUCGCUUCCUUUUUAAAUUCAAAUAUCUCGAAAAAUAAUGACUUUAUCGUUACGAUAAUAGCGUAUAUUAUUUGCAUAGAAAAUAUUAGAGAAUCGAAAAAUUGCAUUAAAAUAGCAAAUUCACGAGUGGCGUAAAAUUUGGGAAGGGUCGACCAUUCACUUUCCCUGUCGGACGCCUCUGGUAGUAGGAAAAAAUGUGUAUUUAAGAUAAUUUAGUAUAGUGUACAGAACCCACACUUCCUGCCAUGACAAGGAUAUGUCAAAUAGUUUUUAUUUUUAUAGUCACAUUUUAUGUGUGAUUUGGGGUAAGUAUUUUGAGCACAGAAAUCUACAGCUAAAAUAUUUUCAAUUAUUGAUGAAACACACUGUAUAUCUACCUAGUGUUUUGCUAUGACCUAUCAGUAUUGUAUGUGCUCUUCCUUUAGGUUAUGUAUUACAGUUCUCUAGGCUUCCAUCACUGGUUUCACACAUAGAUCAAAUAGUUCAAUUUUGCUGUAUACAUAUUCUCUAGUUGUAGCUUUCCUAGUAGGUAGUGGUUUGCACGCUCUUAAAAAAUAUCAAGAUAAUCAAAUGUUUCUCUAUACAAGGAUGUACAAUGAAAUUACACAUCUACUUAAAUAUUAAGAAGAUUAGAUAUAUAUUUUUUGUGAAUUUAAACAGUUAAAGAGUCAAUUGUAUAGCAUAUACAAUAUUUAAAUAUUGCACUGCCAUUUUAAGACAGUUGUUGGUGAUUUCUUUGAGUAAGUACUACCUAUAUUACCACCCAGAUAUCAAUUGCCAGUAAAAGUUGAUUAAAUAUUGCCUGUCAGUACUAAAAGAAGAAAGUUUAAAUGCCGAAAUAGCCAAAUUUGUGUAAUCAUUGUCCACAUAUUUGUUUAUUCGAGGCAAUGCUGUUAACAUAUCAAGUUGUUGUCAUAUACAGUGCAUAUUAUCAGCUGUAAAACAUUAAAUAAAGGCAUGUGUUGGACUUUUGGCGCGAAACAUAACUUUCAUAUUAUAUUUCGACUUUGUAUAAACUAAUAUAAAGGUUUCGACACUUAGCUGGCUUUAUAAUUUGUGAGCACUUUAGCUUUUGUUUUUGGUGUUUAGCUUAUUUUUUCGGGUCUAAUUCCAUUUUUUUAUCACUUUGCACCUUAUCGAUGUCCAGUUUUCACUUAUAUUUAAGAAAAUAUGACAAGGUGUAAAUCUGUGAAAAAAUAACAGUUGCAUUCCUGGUGAUGUAGGUAAUAGUGGCUCUGAAUCACCAUAAUUUCUUCAUCUUAUAAGACUUGCACAAAUGUUAAUUUACAAAGCAGUUUAUUGCUUUUUGUUACUUUUCAAUUUGUUUCUGCUGCUUAUAUUAAGAGCUUAAGAGCAAAAUUUCGGUCCAAUACUUUUUAAAUGCAUUUUUUUUACUCCCGAAAAAUCUAAUAAAUAUUUUCGAAAAAUGUAAACGCAGAAUGAAAGAGUACAUUAUUACCGAAGGUUGAAAGUCCCUUAGAAUAAACAAAAAGUUUCUUUUGAAUGAGAUAUUUUCUAUUUAUAUAAAAUCACACUCAAUUUUCUCUUCUUUUUCACCCCUGUAACUUAUUAAAUUAAACAUUAUAGAAGUUUUCGGAGACUUUCAGCUAUGGUAAUAAUGUAAUCUUUCAUUCUGUGUUUAAAUUUUUCAAAAAUACUAAUUAGUUUUCUCAUGAUUCGAAAAAACUUAAUGCAUUUAAAAAGCUUUGGCCCAAAAUUUUGGGCCUACGGUCUUAAAACAGUGCAAAACAUUUAAAUCGCGAUAGAUACGUUAAAUAUAAGUUGUAUUUUAUACAUAGCUUUGUUACAGUGUUAUUUAUUUUUGCAACAGUGUAAAUUCAAUUCAAUAAAAAAUUAUAUAUAA
Molecule: messenger RNA, 6855 nt
Organism: Diabrotica virgifera virgifera (western corn rootworm)
Lineage: Eukaryota; Metazoa; Arthropoda; Insecta; Coleoptera; Chrysomelidae
Exons: 3
Coding region: 145-654 (169 amino acids)
Biological process (GO): centriole replication; mitotic cell cycle
Cellular component (GO): centrosome; centriole
Molecular function (GO): calcium ion binding
Source: RefSeq, a predicted model, not a curated record